Lytechinus pictus (painted urchin) is the source of this 546-nucleotide messenger RNA. RefSeq lists its product as uncharacterized. NCBI's taxonomy places the organism in Eukaryota, Metazoa, Echinodermata, Echinoidea, Temnopleuroida, Toxopneustidae. The coding region runs from base 1 to 546 and encodes 181 amino acids. The transcript has a single exon. The record is from RefSeq and is a predicted model, not a curated record.
AUGCGGAAGGACAUCGCUGUCCUCUGCUCUCACUGUCAAGAAUGCAACUCCUAUUGCACAUCCCUUUUCCCGUCAUCUUCUUUGCCACACAAAUGUGACGUGAUCUCUCAUCCAUCCUCCCUUCCUACACCUCCCAUCCCUGAAUUGUGCCGAGAUGCUCCCAAAUAUACAUGCCCUACCAGUGCGUCUACACUGCUCACCACUCUGAAUCCACCCCUGGAAAUUUCUUCUGAACCUCUCUCGCAAUGUGUGCUUGACCUACCCAGUCCACCUCCAUCUCCUCCGCCUCCUCCGCAGUUAGCAAAAGAUAAAUCGCCUGAUCAUCAAAAACCACUCUCAUCCCCAUCCCCUUAUAUCCUCUAUCCUCGAUAUGUGCCCUCCCCAUUCCCGACCCAUCACAUGCCUACAGACCCUCCUGUUUCUUCCCCCUCUUUGACUUCUCCAUCACCGACUCCGUCGCAUGAUGCCCAUGCUCGUAAUCAUGCUCCUCAUGUGCAGACUCGUAGUGGUCGCAAGAUAAAGCCGCCAAAUUUUUAUGGCUUCUAA